CAAAAGUUGUCUGUUGGGUUUGGGUUUAAUUUUUUCAAAUAAAGUAGAGUUUUUGUUGUGGUUUAUAUAUUUUGUCUACCUUCUUCACUCAGUAGGUUCUAGUGGUUUUAUGUCCGUUGUUUUAAGGAGCUAACUAAAAUUAAACUUUCCCAUAAAAUAACGAAAUCAUGGAGGAAACGCAAGAUAUAAAUAAGCGUAUUUUAAAAAACAGAAAGGAGACCGAAAAACUUGGAGACGAACUUCAGGCAUUGAUUAAUGCAGGUUUGGGAAAAACAAAAGUGCAGCAACAAGAAUUGGGAAAUAUAGAAGUGAAAGAUCCUUCAGUACAAAAAGUUCAGAUUGAUGAAGUAUACAAUGCACCAAGUCAAAUGCCUGGAAAAAAGAAAAUAUCACAAGAUCAUUCCAAAGAAACAUCAAAAAAAGGCAAAACAUACAAUGUAGAAGAAGCUAGAGAAUAUAUAAAGAAACAAAAACAGAAACGUCUAGAAGAACGAAAGCUAAGUGCUGAGGAUAAAAAAGUUUCAUUAGAAAUUAAGCAAAAAAAGUUACAAGAGCUUCAUAAAAAGGCUACAGAAUUAGUACAAAAAAAUUUAGGGGCUAAGAAAAGACCCAAAUCUAGAGAUAGGGCUGAUUAUGUUAGACCAGACACAGAUCACUUUCUAAGGAGUAAGUCUGCUUCUAGGGUGUCAUCAGUAAAAAAUAUAGAAGCAGGACAGUCUUCAAAAGAAAUGCAGCAAAGUUCAGUAAAAGAACAACAUGCAAUAAAAACUAAAGACAAUAAAAAAAUAAAUAUACUGCAAAAUAUUGAAUUAUUUGAUUUCAAUGUUUAUGAAACUUCAACAAAAGAAACACAGACACCUAUUGACCCUUGCACUCCAUUUCCAAGAUGGCUCCUAGAAUCAUCUGCUGCUGCUACUCCACAUAAUGUGAUCAAUGCUUUCAGGAGUAAGCUUACUUUUGGUGCUAGGCCUGGUACUAGGUGUCCAGAUUUUAAAAUUGAACGACCCUCAACUCCACCAGAUCUUCUUCCACUUGAAAUGCCUGAAUCACCAACAAAGUUUAAUUUAGAUCCAAAAACUGUAGAACACCUUGAACUAAAACCCUCUGUAGCUCCAAGUGUGUCCAAUCUUUCUGGUAGUGAGUCAGAUACGUCUAAAAACAUUCCUGAGAUAUCUAGUGAGAGUGGUGCUAUCCCAAAGAAAAAGACAGAAUCUGUUAAAAAAAAUGUAUUCUCUGAUGUUAAUUUUUCCAUCAACACAUAUAAUAUUGAUAGUAUGCAACUUAAAAAAGGAGGAGCCAUCAAUAUUCAGUCAGACCUGCCUGCUAUCAUUAUAACAGAUGAAGAUGAUUAUUCUUUUGACCAUCAAAGGCUAGAAGAAAGGAAAAAGUCUAUCAUUAGUUUAGGGAGUCCAGAUGGCCAAGGAUUCAGACACUCUGUAAAUAAAUCAUCAAGUAGUAUAAAGACUGAUCCCCAGUUAACCCCAGCACAUUCCAAAAAAAUUCCAGGCUCAUCUGGUCCUCACUCAAGUCAAACACCCAUACAUUCCAAAAACAUUCCAUGCAUCAAACCUGGAGCUAAAGCUCAAUUUAGUGAUAGUAGUAAUAGGAGUCCUAGUCAAGAAUCUCCACCUCGUCUAAGUAAGGGCAGCUUUAAAGAGCAUGCAGGAGGUUCUAAGAGUAGUAAAACUACACCUAAACAUAAUAAUGAGCUUAGUGAAAAGCCCUCACCUCAGAUAAGUAAAACAAGCAGUAAGGGACACAAAAGUUCAGAGUUGAGGAAAGUUGACCCAGCACAGAACCUGCAAAGGCCAGAUAGAUUUGUAAAUGCCAAAAGAGGAAGUGGUUCUUCUGUCUUUGAUGAUGUGGUUUUCAAAUUUGAGCAACCUAAAACCCUAGUAAGAGAAUCAGAUGUCAGCAUUGAUAUAUCCCAAGCAAACCAGACCAAAAGUGAAUUAAGUAUUGAAACUACAAGUGCAGAACCAAAUUUAAAUAAAAAUGGGGCUGCUAAAUUAAUGCCUCUCAAAGAGCCUACUACCCAAAAUUUGCUUACUCGAGAUGAUUUUGUAAACACAAAAAGUGGAAGUGGUUCCUACAUAGCGUCCGAUGAUUUAGUUUCAAGGAUUGGACAACCUGAAGCUCUCCUCACAGAUUCAUAUGUCAGUACAGAGAUAUCCCAAGUACACCAGACCAAAUGUGAAUCAACCAAUAUCAAGACUACAAGUGCAGAAACAAAUUUGGAUAUUGGUGGGGCUGCUAAAAUAAUGCCUCUUGAAAAACCUACUGCUUCUCUAAACAUUAAUGAUGAAAGUAGAAAUAACCAUGACUGUAACAAAUCUAGAGUGCUAAAGAAUAUAUGCAUCAGGACUAACAAACAAAAUGAGAAUCCCAACGAGAUACAUCUGAAAUUUGAGGCUGAAAUUCAUCUUCUCAAUGACUUCAAUGAAUCUCUUAGGCAAUUAGCUGAAGUUGAAAAGGCUUUUGAAACACUAAAAAACGACAGUGUCUCUAAGAAAUACCUGGCGGCAACAAAGGACACUUAUACCUCUGCCAAGUCUUUGGAUAGUUCUGAACAGUAUAACAAAGAGAAUAGCGUCAUAUCUAGUGUUAAUUACUCCAGGGGUUCACUAAGUGAGGCUCCUGUGAAUUCUGCAUUAGAAAGCAGUGAUAGCAGUUUAGUUUUGACCGGUCUUGAACUGUCAAAUAUGGAAAUUAGCCAAAAAUCUUCGACUAUAAGGAGCUCUGUGGAGUUGGUCAAUUUGAAAAACAACGUAGAUGAUCAUUUCACGAAGAUGUCGCUGAAUCUCUUCGAACAGCUGAUAAAAGACGAAGAUACACGGCUUGAAAAUUUGAAGACGAUUUUGAAAAUUCGUGAAAAAGCCCUACUGGACAGAACUAAAGGAGAAUUGGCCUGGUUAGAGAUUCAGAGGAAGCAUCUAAAAGAAACGGGAAAACUUCAAGAAGCAUCUACCAUUAAAAAGAAGCAGAGAGGAAUAAUAUUGAAUCUCCAGAAAGAAAAGAAUGAGAUGCAAAGGUUAAAACAAAUGCAAAAAGCAGCUUCAGCAAAAAGAAAAACGGCUUUAAAAGAACAAUCUAGUCAGCUAAGGCAGCAACUGGUAACAACUAAUAUGAUGUCUAAGAUGAAAAUAAAUACCUCAAGGGAAAGACGGUUGUCAGGUCCAAUAAAGGUAUUACAGAGUAAAACCGAGUCAAUACGUUCAGAAACUUCAAUGUCAAGGAAGAGUUCAACAGAUAGAGAUAAAGAAGUGUACAGUAUAGCAUCGCACCAAUCGAUUGUUAGCAGGGUGUCAGAAUUUUCGGAGAUUGAAGUUUCAUCAAGAGCGAUAGAAUCGGAAGUUGAGAAUAGAUUGGCUUCUUUAAGAAAGAACCUGUUAAUGAAAGAAGCUGCCUUGAACGAACGUAGAAAAGCAGCCGAGGAGCUGUUGCAAUGCCACCAGAAGCUUUUGGAAGAGGAAAAACGGGUAAUCGAAUUGGAAUCCAUGGCCAAAUCCAUCAUCUGUCAAAAGAGCGAUGCGACGAAAAAAAGGAAAACCUGGAGUGUUCCAGUUCCGCUUAACAUUCCAAAGACGUCAGACAAAGACAAAACGCCCCUUGAUUAUGCUUCGGACUUUGAAGUUGAGUCCAUAGUAGACGUUGUGGACCAGAACAUAAAGGAUCUCAUGAGCAGCUUUAGCAAAGUCCAAGAUAAUAUCUCCAUGCUCGGAAUAUCAAAGUCAAGUAAAUCUGAUGAAGACGAGAAUAAGGUGGAGGAAAAUUCUGUGAUAGAAGCUAAGAGAUCCAAGAAAAGCUCUGCUGGCACCAUAUCUUCGAUUAACAGUGUUAGUGGACCCGUAGCGACGGAGAUAUCUGAAAGAUUGUCGAAAUCUGUUAGUCCGAGAGCUUCUGAAGCAUAUACGACUGGAGAAGAACGUUCUAUAGUACCUCAAAUUGCUAGUUCGUCAAUCGAGAGUGAGGAAAAAAGCACUUCUGAACUUGAAGUUUCUGAAAAACUACUACCAUCUAUGGAAACAACGGUGGUUUCAGAAAAUGUGUAUGAACCACUCAAUAAUGAGAAAGGCAUUUCAGCUGAGAUGUCGCCAGAUGUUUCAGAAAAGCCAGGAGUUAUGAAAUCUGACUUAGCUUAUGGAUUGAAAACUAGUAUUGAGUUGUCAGAAGAAGUCUUGAAGUCAUUACAGAGACAGAAUACUACCUCAGAAAUAAGAUCAGUACAGGGAGGGCAAAACGAUAUCUCAAAAAUAUCAAAAUCUUCUGCUCCAUCGCUCACAAUGUCCAAAAAAAGUGCUGACCAAGUUUGCGUCAUCUCUGAAGCGAUUGAAAAACUGUCCGGUUCGUUAUCAGGAAUUGAGGAGUUGAGUGAUACUUUUGUUAAUGAAGAAGCUCCAGAAGCUCUGGAAAGAGAGUCUGUUUCAUCAUCAGAAAUCAAUGAAGCUUCAAGAAUAAAGGCAACUUCACAGAGUUCAGACAAAGCACUGGCCAGGAAAAGUGUUCAAGAUAGAUCUCAAUUAGUGGUUAGUGAUAACGUAGAUGUUUUGGAAAAGGUUGUCGAAUCAUUGUCGGAACUCAAAGAUUUGAGUGAUUCUUCAAAAACUAAGGGUACAAAUAUUGAAGACCAACCUCAAUCAGUGGUUAGCGAUGAAGUGGUAGAUAUUAUUUCUAUACAAAAAUCAUUGUCUAAAAAAGGAAGUAAGGAAGUUUCUGUCGUACCUGAGAUUAUAAAAAAAUCAUCUGACAUAUUGUCAGAUAUCGAAGUUUCUGUUGCUUCUUCUGAAACUAAAGCAACCUCAUAUACGUCUGAAGAAUGUCUGCAUAACUCGAGGACUAACAAGGAAAAUGAUUCCGUACAAUCAUAUGAAAUAACUCCUGCAGGUUCUGCUGAAGUUUUUUCUGAUGAAAUAAGUGAAAGAUCUUCGAAGGUAGCAGAAGACGUCAGUCCAAGAUCAAAGCAAUUAGGUCUCGUCUCUGAAACUAUAGCAACUGCAUGUUCUACAGAACCUGAUGAAAUUAUCUCGGUGAUAGAUGGUAAAGAGGAGGAUGAAGUAGGAAAGUUUUUAGAGACAUCAAAGUGUGAGAUUUUCCAUAAAAGUGAAGAAAAUGAUGCUCGGAAAACAACGUCAGAUGAAGUUAGCAAAACAGCAACUGCAGAAAAAGUACCUGAAGAACAUGGAUCCUCAAUAUUAUCCCCAGAAGCACCUCCUAUUUCUAUAGAAGGUCUAUCUGAAAGUGAUGAUGGAGAAGUUGUUCCUAAAAGUAGAAUAUCCGAAAUAGUAGCAGAAGCUUUACGACAGGUAUAUGGAGUAGAUGAGGGUUUGUACAAGGAUUCUGCUCUUAAUUCCGACGUUUCCUCAAACAAGAUCAGUGGAAGACUGCCAGAAGCAGUGACAGAAUAUAGUGAAGAGGCAAAGAAAGUUGGAGAAUCUCAACUAUUGUUAUUGAACGAAUAUUAUGCAGUGUCUAACGAAGAUACGUCGGAAGCGGUAGCAGGUGAAGAAUUCAAGCCCGAAGAAGGCAUUCCAUGUGAACUGAAAAGUAUUGUAGAACAAUCUGAAAAUUGCGAAAAACUUAUUUCGGAGAAGGCGGUUGAUUCGGAAGAAAUUGAGGAACAUAUCGCAACUAAGGUAGAUGAUGAAACUAAUGAAAAAAUGAAUGCUGCGGAAGUAGGAGUUUUCACAGCAGAAUUGGGUGAGAAUGAAUUGAAAGAUGUAAUAUACACCGCAGUAAAGGAAGGAUUGUUUUCAGUAUUAGAGAGUGCAGCUAGCCUCAGUAGCACACUAGACCGAUCCAUAUCAGAACGUUUUGCCAAAACAGCAGAAGAAGCAAAAUCCACCGAAAAAGAAAGUAACGUGCCGUGUACUAGCUAUGAAGCGAAUCAAAAAUCUGUUGUAGAACAUUUGGAGACUGAUAUAGACGAAGAGCUGUCACUAGAUGCCAGCGAAGAGCAAAAUAUCGCAACUCCGAUUCCAGUACUUGAGAUCAGCGAUGGCUCUUUCUCAAAGUCUAGCUCUAACAGGGAAAUACUGGAUUUGAGCUAUGGGGCAGUGGAAACAUCUCCAACCAAAGAAGAAAUCAAUUCGUAUGAAGAAAAGGAGCAAGAUUCGUUGUCACAAGAGAUCGAAGAAGAUUCGGUUAGUGUGUCUCAGAAGCCUGUGAAGAGUGUCGAUGUGAAGAAACGCGUUUCAGAGAUAAUGGCUGAUGCCAAUUUGACUAGGGGUGAUAAGAGUCCGAGGUUGCAGGAUAUUUACAUCACUACUUAUGAUUUGAUUUCCCCGGCCAAUUCUCCAGAGUAUGGAUCUCCAAUAAAUGUGAAUAAACCUACUCCUGCAGUCAGUAUAUUUGGCGAAGAAGCAGAAGAGAUUUUUAAGAAGCAACUUGCAAUCGAGCAAGAGAUCAAAGCAAUCACAGAACAGCAACAGAAAGAACAACAACUCCCAUUCCUAUUCGUGAGGGAGAUACCGAAUAAACCUCCGCCACCAUAUACGCCUCCAUCUUCAUCUCCUUCAGCACCACCAGUGCAGUCCAUAGUACCCACGAAGGAAGAAAUAGAUGAAAUCACCAAAUACACCUCGAAGAUACUCUACAAGGCGCAUUUGGCUGGCAAGCUGGAUAAAGUUACUAUUUCUGAUAGUACUCUCAACCUCAUAGGCACCACUAUCAGCAAGGAGCGCUACAGGUUCGUCUUUGACUUAUGCAAAGAAAUCUGUAGAUGGCACUACGGGCAGUUUGAGGAAAGCACAUGCCCUAGCUGGUUGAAAGUCACUGGGAAACCAAAACUAGUUGUUGAGAAACCCCUAGACGCAGCAGGCUUAGAAAUGCACAUGACCAAAAAAUUGCGCGAAUUGUAUGGUUACGAAAAGCCAAUUAUCAGGGAGAACGCAAUCAUUAAAUGGUGCAAAAAGAAGCGGAACCACAUUGACGAGAUUUUGAUCACAGAAUCGCUGCAAGAAGAGUCACAGUGGAGGAAUUCCGAAUUGGAUAAUAAGCUUGUCAUGGACAAAAUUACAAACGAGAUUAUGAAUAUGCUGCUUAUUAAAGAGACUGAAGAAGUUUUUAGAAAUGUGUUUUGUAAAAAGAUAGUUCAGCGAUCAGAGUAGAUUGUUUUUUCAGCAAUACGUCAGAUGUGUGUAAAUUUUUUAUAUUUUGUAUUUGUUAUUACCGUUUACUGUUUUCAUGCAAGAAAUAAACUUGAUUUUUCUAUAA
This is a messenger RNA of Acanthoscelides obtectus, 7212 nucleotides long. The record is from the annotation of a GenBank genome assembly. Lineage: Eukaryota; Metazoa; Arthropoda; Insecta; Coleoptera; Chrysomelidae.